Medicago truncatula (barrel medic) is the source of this 1467-nucleotide messenger RNA. RefSeq names its product protein FAR1-RELATED SEQUENCE 5-like. The coding region runs from base 1 to 1467 and encodes 488 amino acids. The transcript has 2 exons. NCBI's taxonomy places the organism in Eukaryota, Viridiplantae, Streptophyta, Magnoliopsida, Fabales, Fabaceae. The record is from RefSeq and is a predicted model, not a curated record.
AUGACAUCUUCAGAUGUUGAUUGGAAACCAAAGAUUGGAAUGGGAUUUGAUUCUAUGGAAGAGGCUAAUAAGUUUUGCUUGCUUAUAGUUUCCGAAGGGCUAAAAAGGAAGGAGAAAAGAUACGCAUAUGAAGGAAAAUAUACGAGAGCCGAUGUUAGAACAAAUUGCCCUGUAAGAAUUACACUUUCUCGUAAGAAUGGAAAGUUGGUCAUCAAUGACUUUGAAGAAGAACAUAACCAUGAUCUACAAAAUUCUGAGACAAAACACAUGCUUCGGUCACAUAGAAAGAUAACUGAGGUGCAAGCAUAUGAGAUUGAUUUGGCUAAUGACUCUGGAUUAAGGCAGAAGUCAACAUUUCAACUUUUGAGCACACAAGCAGGGCACAGAGCUAAUGUUGGAUUUACAGAGGUGGAUGUAAGAAACUACAUCACUGCAAGAAGAAAAAGAAGUAUGGCAUAUGGUGAGAUUGGAUGUCUUUCAAAAUAUUUUCAACGACAAUUGUUGGAGAAUCCAUCCUUCUUUCAUGCAUAUCAGAUGGAUGUAGAAGAACAUAUUACAAAUGUGUUUUGGUGUGAUGCACAGAUGAUUUUGGAUUAUGGGUAUUUUGGCGAUGUUGUUUCUUUGGACACCACAUACUGUACCAACUAUGCCAAUAGACCACUUGCUUUUUUUUCUGGUUUCAACCAUUAUAGAGGUUCAGUCAUAUUUGGGGCGGCACUAAUGUAUGAUGAGACAAGUGAGUCAUUUAGAUGGUUGUUUGAUACAUUCUUACAGGCACACAACAACAAAAAACCAAAGACGAUCUUCACUGACCAAGAUCAAGCAAUGGCAAGGGCAGUUGCAGAUGUGAUGCCCGAGACUCAUCAUGGUUUAUGCACAUGGCAUUUGUUACAAAAUGGAGUUAAACAUCUUGGGAACAUGAUGAAGGGAGGAUCUUCUUUGCUUAGUGAUAUCAAAAAAUGCAUGUAUGAUAUUGACAUUGAAGCAAAUUUUGAGAAACUUUGGUUUGACAUGAUCCACAAAUUUAAUAUUCAUGACAAAUCUUGGAUCAUUUCAACUUAUGAGCUUAAAAAAAAAUGGGCUUCAUGUUAUAUGAAGGGAGUGUUAACACUUGGUAUGCGAAGUACACAAGUUAGUGAAAGUUUGAAUGCUCACUUCAAGUCUUGUAUGAAACCGAAUGUGAAUAUCCUAGAAUUCUUCAACCAUUUUGAAAUAGUUGUUGAGGAGAAGAGAGCAAAAGAAUUGAGUUGUGUGUAUGAAUCCUCCCAUAAGCUUGCAAGGUUAGCAUAUGAAACUGCACCAAUACUAAUUCAAAUGGGAAAAACAUACACACACACUGUAUUUGAAUUGUUUCAAGAUGAGUUUAAGUUAUUCUUAACUUUAUCUGUACCAAUUAGACAUGAAUCUGACUCUCUUUGUGAAUAUGUCAUCACAAAGGCAAAACAUGAAGGAUCUUGGAGAGUUUAA